UUGCAUGCAACGGCAAGGCCGAGCCACACGCGCGAGUGUUUACCGCGAGUGUUAGACGAAAAGUCGUUACCGCCGAAAGCCUUUCGCAAUCGCUGCUCUACCUGGUGCUCACGUCUGAUCGAUCGUUCGAUCGCUAGUCGAGAAUGUCGUUCCGGUCUUCGGUGUCGUCGCCGUGCUCGGAACCGUACAUCGGCCCGAGCCUAGGACAAUCAUGCCCAGGCUCACAGUUUCUCACCUUCAUGACCCUUCUGGACACGUACAUCCGCGCCAAGGACGACAUAUCUCAGCUCUGCGAACGAGUCAGGCCGGUCGAUCCGCCCGCGUACCAGUACGACUACAUCGUCGUCGGCGGAGGGACAGCAGGUUCAGCGGUGGCAUCUAGACUCAGCGACCAUCCGGAAUGGAAAGUGCUUGUGCUCGAGGCUGGCCCAGACGAGCCACCUGGUGCCGAUGUACCCAGCAUGGUGGCCAUGUUCUUAGGCACGGCUCUCGAUUGGCAAUACCUAACCUCGGACGAAAAGAACGCGUGUCUCAGCACGGGCGGAUCGUGUUACUGGCCACGAGGCAAGAAUCUCGGUGGUACCUCGACUCACAACGGUAUGAUGUACAUGCGUGGACACGCGACAGACUACAACAACUGGGCGAAUCUGGGGAACAAAGGAUGGUCUUGGGAGGAGGUCUUGCCGCAUUUCAUGUGCUCCGAGAACAACACGGAGAUCAAUCGCGUCGGUCAUAAAUAUCAUUCGACCCACGGAUUGCUCAACGUCGGGAGGUUUUCUUGGAGACCCGCCAUUGCCAAAGACAUCCUAGCCGCGGCGGCUGAGAAAGGAUACCCGAUCUCCGAGGAUCUGAAUGGAGAUCAGUUCAUCGGGUUCACUGUUGCUCAAAUGAUGAACAAGAACGGCGUUCGUCAAAGUUCCGCAACCGCUUUCCUCAGGCCACUUCGUUACAGGCGGAACCUUCAAGUCGCUCUCAACGCUACCGUCACUAAGAUCUUGAUCGAAAACCAGAAAGCGGUCGGCGUUCAGUAUUAUCAACACGGAGAACUUCGUGUCGCGCGUGCCUCUCGCGAGGUAAUUGUCUCUGGCGGCGCUGUCAACUCUCCUCAAAUCCUACUGCUCUCUGGAAUUGGACCAAAGGAGCAUCUCAAGUCCGUGAACGUUACAGUUGUUAAAGAUCUUCCUGGUGUUGGUGAGAAUCUACACAAUCACGUGUCGUACACGGUGCCGUUUACCAUAAACGAGCCAAACGAUGUUGACCUGAAUUGGGCGGCGGUUGUCGAGUAUAUCGGGUUCCAGAAGGGACCGAUGGCGGCAACCGGUCUCUCCCAAAUGACGGGAAUCCUUCCUUCGAGGUACACUACGCCUGAUCAUCCCGAUCUUCAAUUCUUCUUCGGGGGAUACCAAGCAGCUUGCAGCGCCACCGGAGUGGUGGGAGCUCUCAUGGACAACGGACGUCGCAGCAUUAGCAUAUCGCCGACAAAUAUCCAUCCGCGUAGCAAAGGAUCCCUUCGACUGGCCAGCAACGAUCCUCUAGCAAAGCCCAUAAUUCACGGGAAUUAUUUGACCGAUCCUAUGGACGCGCGCGUCCUCAUAGAAGGAAUCAAUAUAGCCUUAUCCUUGGCCAAUACCACUGCUAUGUCGAAACAUAACAUGACGCUCAGCCACACGCCUCUACAACAGUGCUCGCAGUAUCGGUUCCUCAGUGACGAUUACUGGAACUGCGUUAUACGUCAGGAUACUGGUCCAGAGAAUCACCAAGCAGGCUCCUGCAAAAUGGGCCCGGCCAGCGAUCCAAUGGCUGUGGUGGAUCAUCAACUGAGAGUCCACGGUAUCAAAGGAUUACGAGUAGCUGACACUUCCAUUAUGCCUCAGGUGGUGUCCUCUAAUACGGCCGCUCCAGCGAUCAUGAUCGGCGAGAGGGCAGCCGCGUUUAUUAAGUCCUGCUGGGGUUCCAGCCCGACACAUUGGUAGGGGCAUGGCCCAUCCGGUGUAUCGAAAAACUCAGAACGAAAUGGAAUGGCCAUAAAUAGUCACUAGAAUUUGCUAUGUUUCCUAGUUUCCGUUCCACGGUCGAGAACUCGCUGGAUUUAUUACUUUGGGGGAUCAAAUACAUCGACUGGGACCAGGACGCCUGGUAGCCAAGAUCCUCGUCCGAUCUAGUCCAUGAUCUGGCGGGUUCACUUUCGAAAGGAAAUUAUGCUGCCGAGAUGCCAGCAGCGUAACGUCACCAAAGAGACGACUUUAAGGGACGCGAGCACAUCUCUGCCUCUCUCUCCCGGUCGCUGUGAUCAAGUCGAUCGAGAACGUGGAACGGAGAAUCAAUCAACGCCGAUGCUUAGUUAAUACAAUUAAUUUUUCCUUUUUCGUUCUUUCUUCCUGCUCUUCCUUUUUGCCCGCGAUACGAUGCCCCGGGAGUACACCGAGUUCGUCUUACGCGAAUUUACAUACGUACAUACGUACACCGAUACAACCAGCUCGGAAUAGAAGCGUUUAUGGCAGCUCGCGAUGUAACGCGAUUCCUGACGUCGUUCCUUCUUUACGCCACCCUGGAUGAAAGACUACGCUGUUUUUAGAACGAUAUACGAAUCCCCGUAACCUGUGCCUUAAUUAAAACCUGCUUAUCAAUCUUAAUUGGCUGCUAUCUGUGUCUGUACGAAAAUAAAUUGGCAAAGACUCGUCGACAGCUUUUUACACACAGAGAGACAUUUAUGGCUAUCUUACCGGCAAUUGUCAUACAUCGUUUUAUCUAAUUUGGGAAUGGUCACGAUUAUGUCUAAGCAAGUGAGCCCACGUGCUCAGAAACGCAGCACGGCGCAAACCGAU
Molecule: messenger RNA, 2825 nt
Organism: Habropoda laboriosa
Lineage: Eukaryota; Metazoa; Arthropoda; Insecta; Hymenoptera; Apidae
Product: glucose dehydrogenase [FAD, quinone]-like
Exons: 9
Coding region: 144-1973 (609 amino acids)
Molecular function (GO): flavin adenine dinucleotide binding; oxidoreductase activity, acting on CH-OH group of donors
Source: RefSeq, a predicted model, not a curated record